Capsella rubella is the source of this 948-nucleotide messenger RNA. RefSeq lists its product as uncharacterized. The transcript is spliced from 5 exons. Gene Ontology annotation, biological process: regulation of chromosome segregation. NCBI's taxonomy places the organism in Eukaryota, Viridiplantae, Streptophyta, Magnoliopsida, Brassicales, Brassicaceae. The record is from RefSeq and is a predicted model, not a curated record. Bases 77 to 688 code for a protein of 203 amino acids.
UCGGUUUUGUUUUUCCCUCUGCUUUUGAACUUUUGUCGGAGGGAUUUUUGGAGGUUAGCGGAUUGUUUGUCUUCCGAUGUCGAAUGUUAUGGGAGAUCAGUCGAUGAAUUUCGAAAUGGCGAUUUCAUGGGGAGACGAUUUGAUCAAUGUUUUGGAUGAUGGGAAAGGAUUUGGCGUGCUUGUUCAAACCCUCGAGCAGCUCAGAUCUAUCCACUUCUCCUGCGACGACGAUUUUAGUGAGAUACAAGAGUCUCUCCAAGAUUUGCAGAAGAAAGUCGAUGCUUGCAAGGAGAAUACUUACGAGGCAUAUUCAGAGAUGGCCGAUGAAGAAGAAAUUGAGCGUCUUCAGAAAGAGCUUGAUCAAGAGCUUGAACUGGAGUGCAAGCUCAAGGAUGACCUCAGAUCCAUGGCUGAUGAACUCAAAGACAUGAAUUCUCAAGGGGCAUUCAUUGAAGAGCAGAUUUUAGCUAUAAAGAGGAACCUGCGGGACCAGUUGAAAAAUGAGAAAAAGCUUUCCAUGUAUGCUUCAGUCACUAGAGUCAUACCCAACAUUGAUGACCCAUUAAAGACCUCUGGCUAUAUGGUUGAUCGAGAAAAAAGGGUAAUGGACAAGUUCGAAUUCGAUCCAGACAAGAGGACUGCCUACGAGACAUGUAAUGCCGUUUGGGAUAUUAUAAACAGGCAAUAGACAGCUUCUCCUCACUGCCUCCGCCACUUUAUUAUCUGAAACUUGUGUGUGAUAACUAUUAACUUUGCAAAGACUGAUUGAUGUCAGUCUCUUAACAACCAACCGCCUAUGCCAUGUAAAAUUCUUCGUGUUCACUCUACUAUGAACAAUUUCUGCCUUUAUCUGAUGUUAUGAAUUUUUUCUUUUUGCUACUCCUUGUUGAUUCUUAUUGUGUUCAUGUAACAGCAUCAUGGUUAAUGAAUAUUUCUGUGCAGGCUUUA